Messenger RNA from Prunus dulcis (almond), 1041 nucleotides. RefSeq names its product large ribosomal RNA subunit accumulation protein YCED homolog 2, chloroplastic. Lineage: Eukaryota; Viridiplantae; Streptophyta; Magnoliopsida; Rosales; Rosaceae. Bases 70 to 762 code for a protein of 230 amino acids. The record is from RefSeq and is a predicted model, not a curated record. The transcript has 8 exons.
GAUAAGGUUCUAAAGGAAAACAUGUCCAGCAUUUCCUCCUUUCGUAUUUGUUGAGAGAGCAAACGAGAGAUGGCAGAAGUUGGUCAUUUGGUAUCAGCAAGACUUAUUACGCUUCCUACUAUAAAGCCAGCAAACCCCAAACCCUCUAAAUUGGUGCCUCAUUCAUUCAAAAUCAGAGCUGCUUCAAAAAGAAACUCUCUCUCUCUGAGCAACAAAAAGAACAGCAGAAGCCUGAUCAAAAUAUCAACAGCAGAUGGGAGAUGGCAUGGGAAUUGGUGCUGUGAUUACCUUCUCUCCCUCCAUGACCUGCGUUUGGAAGAUUUGAUUGAAGAUGAAAAUGAAAAGGAUGCACAAGUUUCAGUUAAUCUCUGCGUCCAGAAGCAUGCUAGCUUUGGCUUCUCUGUUGAUGGAAAGAUCAUGACAUCAUUCACCAGAAAAUGUAGCAACUGCUCUUCUCCAUACUGCAGAAAGAUCAACACACAAUUUAAUGUAUGGGUUCUGUCAUCAAGCAGAGACGAGCACACAAUUCAACUGCCUGAGAUCGGUGGUGACGAUCCAUCAGUAAUCUAUGUGAAGCCUGGAAAUGAAGCUGAACUCGAUUCACUGAUACAGGACACGAUACGGCUUGCCACCUCCAUAAAAGAUACUUGUUCAGAGCUGUGUGAGAAAUCUUACCCAACUGUAGAGUAUAUUGGUGGACAAAGCACUGCUUCUAUUGAUAAGAGGUGGUCUAGACUCUUGGAGCUAAGGGAUUUGCAAUAAUAUGCAUAAAAUUGGAGGAAUUGUUCUAUCUACAUCUAUGGUGUUGGAUGGAACCAGAAGAAGAGAAGCCGAGUUCAAAAUGAAGAAUACAAUGUGAAGGAUAUUUUAUACAACAUACUUCCUCAUUUGAAGGCUGCCAAUGGACUAUUUGAGUCUUGAUUUGUCAAGAUUAACUUUGUUUGGGUCAACGUUAGAGCUUAUGAGCAUCUAUUGUUGUUAAUGGUCAUUUUUUCUUGGAAGGUGUAUAAUGAGCAAUGGGGAGUAGGGUUGACAAUUUUA